CCGCGCGGGGAGGCGCAGCCCGAGGCUAGCGCCCGACGAAGAAGCCCCAGCGCCGGCCGCCUCGUGCGCCGGCGUCGGAGAUGGAAGACGCGGGGAGUCCGGCUGCGCGGGCUCCGCGGGCGGCACAGGCGGCGCAGGUUCGGCCUCCUCAUGGACCUCGUAAUCUUGUGGCGGGGGUGGCUGCAGGACCAUCCAUGGCCCCCAACCAUGCACCGGGCACGGACGCGGUGGUGGAGGAGCCGCAAGUUCCGGCUCAACGCCGACGUCCACUUCAUCGUCCGCGGGCUCCAGUACCUCGUCCGCAUACAAGUUUGGAGCGGCCGGUCCGGCAAGAAUCCAGGCCGGGAGCGGCGCCGCCGCCGGCAUGGCCGGUUCGGGCGGAGCAUUAGAAGGCCCAGCACCACCGCGACCUCGGGCGCCAUGUCCAAGACGUGGUCCAAGGCGACGGAAACCGUUCCGGCGGCCUCCGAACCGGCGCAGAUCACGGGCGUGGCGGCGAAGUCCACCAACACCAUGGCGACGGCGACGGCCCUGUCGGCGUCUACCGCCGCUACGAACAAGGUGCAGGAAGAAGGACAGGAGACCACGAGGCAUCCUCUCACCUUUUCCUUUCUGCCCUUCUGGCUCUCUUUUCCGGCGACUGUCGCCGGCGUGAUUUGCCUAUGCGUGCUCUGGGCAGAGACAAGUGCUGAUAACGUGUGAAAGAAUGAUUUGAUCAAAGUAUCUUAUUCUAUUGAUGAUCA
Molecule: messenger RNA, 743 nt
Organism: Triticum dicoccoides
Lineage: Eukaryota; Viridiplantae; Streptophyta; Magnoliopsida; Poales; Poaceae
Exons: 1
Coding region: 151-702 (183 amino acids)
Source: RefSeq, a predicted model, not a curated record